This is a messenger RNA of Hevea brasiliensis (rubber tree), 1149 nucleotides long. RefSeq names its product E3 ubiquitin-protein ligase ATL41-like. Lineage: Eukaryota; Viridiplantae; Streptophyta; Magnoliopsida; Malpighiales; Euphorbiaceae. The transcript has a single exon. Bases 154 to 954 code for a protein of 266 amino acids. The record is from RefSeq and is a predicted model, not a curated record.
GGAAAGAGACCCAAUUGUCAUGCUUUCCAAGUUUCAGAAGUCAUAAUAAGAAGAAAAUCAACAAACACUACCCCUCAUAAAAGCCCAAAGCCAUCCCCUUCUCCCUGUACUCUCUAUUCCCAUCUGAAACAACCUCCAUUGCCCAGACCAGCCAUGGCAGACCCUCCUAGCCCCUACCACCUCUGUUCCUUUCUUCCCAGCAGAAAUUCUAGUUUCGCCAAUAGUGAUGGGGAUGUUAAUAACUCAACGUUUCUUCGCGGAAACACAUAUGAUUUAAAUAGCAAGAGCAUGCUCAUUGCAAUUGCAUCAUUAGUAUUUGUUGUAGUACUAGUUGUACUUCUUCAUCUUUGUGCAAGAUGUGUCUUCGCACGCCAAGCCCGUGAAAGGGCUAUGAUUCGCAGCCUAGGACUCACAAUCAACGCUGUCAAUAACCACUCUGACGAGCCAACGAGGACCGGCAUUGAGCCGGCGGUCAUUGCUUCACUUCCCAUAUUUGUCUACAAGCAAACUGGCAAUGGCGAAAAUGAUGAUGAUGAUGAUUCAUCAAUAGAAUGUGCUGUCUGUUUAAGCGUUCUUAAGGAUCAAGAAAUAGCAAGGCUUUUACCUAAUUGCAACCAUACUUUCCAUGCAGACUGUAUAGAUAAAUGGUUAAGCUCACACCCUACUUGCCCCAUCUGCCGCACGGAGGCUGAGCCAAGGAUUCAACCGGUGCCCCGCGAGGGUCCGGCCAUGGGUGGUGCAGCCACAACUCCGCCGUUGGAGAGGGUGGAUUCUACAUUAAUGGUGUACGUAGAGGGGACUUCAGGAGGUGUAAAUCAAUGCUCUAGCAAUAAGGCUGGCGGUUCCAUUUCUCGGUUGAGCUCUUUACAAAGGAUUCUUAGCCGGGAAAGAUCAUCAAGAAGACUUCAAUCUCAGGUUCAAGAAGAUGGUUUUCAAGAUCUAGAGACGCAAUAGUUUUUGUUAAUAGCAUCGGUUUACGCUGGUUAUUUUAUUAUAGCAUCGGAUAUAGUUAGUUAGGACAUAAUACAAUCAUAAAUUGCUUAGGCUUUACAUAAGGUGAUGAUAUCUAUACACUGUAAUGAGUGCCUUAAACUGUUUGAUGGUUUUAUUUUAAUUUUUAUGAGGAUUAUUAUUAUUAUUAUUAUUUUA